AUCAAAAUUUGACAGUCUUCUUUGCACGAAAGAUCAUUUGAAACUGUUGAAGUAACGAAAGGAUCGUAGGUCAUAAAACUAAAAUAUUGGGAUAUUAUACUGUUAUGUCUUGGUCAAAAAAUGACAAACCGAUAUGCAAUUUUCUUUGUAUUAUUCACUGCAACUUUUAUUAAUAUUUGCGUCAGUAGCAAUAUAUUAAUGAUUACAAUGGGUGGAACAAAAUCACACAAAAUCCCGUUUUGGGAAUUGGCACGAGGCCUCAUUUCACGUGGGCAUAAUAUAACAUUCAUCAAUGCUUUUCCUCCUGAUUUUUAUAUGUCUGGAUUGGAGGAAAUAACACCAGCCGGACUGGUAUUUUAUGUUAAAAAUUUCACCAAUUGGGAUUUAAUUGGUCCAAAAAUGAGAGGCGAAGAACCUGUUUCGCCAUUAAAAACAGUUUUGUAUGCAAUUGAGGCUUGUGAUGAAUUAUUGGGUGACCAAGAGAUGCAAGCUUUAUUACAUUCUAAAAGGCAUUUUGAUUUAUUUAUAAUGGAUGGAGCAUAUCCAGAAUGUUCUGUUGGAAUUGCAAGCUAUUUAAACAUACCGUUUAUGUACAUUAAUACCGUUGGAUUUUAUCUUAAUUCAAUAUCAAAUGCUGGGAGUCCAACACCAUUUUCAAUGACACCAAUAUUUGCACGAGGAUUUACUGAUGAUAUGACACUAUUUCAACGUACUUUUAACACAGGAUUCCAUCUCGUUAUAAAAAUAGCGCACUAUAUAAUGGUACAUGGAUUUUUGGAUAAUAUUUUAGAAAAACAUUUGGGGCCAGGUCUUCCAUCUGUCUACACAGUAAUGAAAAAUGUUAGUUUUAUAUUACAAAAUGGACAUUUCACCGUUACAUAUCCUAGACCCUAUCUGCCCAAUGUUGCAGAAAUAGCAUGCAUUCAUUGUAAACCAGCUAAACCACUUCCAAAGGAUUUGGAAGAAUUCAUUUCUGGAGGUGAUGAUAAUGGAUUUAUAUAUGUUAGCAUGGGAUCAUCAGUCAAAGAAGGAAAUAUGCCUGAUUUAUUUAAAUUCAUGCUUUUGCGUGUCUUUGAUCAAUUGCCAUAUCGUGUAUUAUGGAAAUGGGAUACAACAAUGACUAAUUUAUCAGAAAAUGUAAAAGUUAGUCGUUGGUUACCACAACAAGAUAUUCUUGGUCAUCCAAAACUUCGAGCAUUCGUCACACAUGGUGGUCUAUUAAGUAUGUAUGAAACAGUGUAUCAUGGUGUACCAGUUGUAACCAUACCAGUAUUUUGUGACCAUGAUGCGAAUGCUGCAAAAGCUGAAUUAGAUGGUUAUGCAAUUAAAUUAAGUUUAGAACAAAUAACAGUUGAAAAAAUCAUGUCGGCAAUAAAUCGUAUUAUACAUGAUAAUAAAUAUCGUGAGCAGGUAGAAUAUCGACAACGUUUGUUACGUGAUCAAAGUGAAACACCGUUAGAACGAGCUAUAUUUUGGACUGAAUAUGUGCUUCGACAUCGUGGUGCACCACAUUUAAUGUCACCGUCACGUCAUUUUAGUACAAUUGAAUAUUAUCUAUUAGAUGUAUUUCUUGUAUUUUGCUUAAUAUUUAUUAGUUUGUAUUAUUGUGUUAAAUUUACGUGUAGGCUCUUAUUUUAUUUAGUUAGUAGGCUAAAUAAGUAUGUUCAUGUAACGCAAGUCAAAUAUAAAAUUAAUUAAUAGGUA
Chrysoperla carnea is the source of this 1704-nucleotide messenger RNA. It is a transcript of the gene Ugt50B3, whose product is annotated as UDP-glucosyltransferase 2. Gene Ontology annotation, molecular function: UDP-glycosyltransferase activity. The coding region runs from base 121 to 1698 and encodes 525 amino acids. The transcript has 6 exons. NCBI's taxonomy places the organism in Eukaryota, Metazoa, Arthropoda, Insecta, Neuroptera, Chrysopidae. The record is from RefSeq and is a predicted model, not a curated record.